Molecule: messenger RNA, 1449 nt
Organism: Saccharomyces paradoxus
Lineage: Eukaryota; Fungi; Ascomycota; Saccharomycetes; Saccharomycetales; Saccharomycetaceae
Gene: HSM3
Product: Hsm3p
Exons: 1
Coding region: 1-1449 (482 amino acids)
Source: RefSeq, a predicted model, not a curated record
AUGAGUGAGAAAGAGACAAAUUAUGUGGAAGAUCUUCUUACACAAUUAGAAAAUGAGCUUAAUGAAGAUACCUUGUCUGAAGAUAUCGACGCACUACUAAGGAAAUGUUCUUUGAAUUUGGUGACUGUUGUCUCCCUUCCAGAUAUGGAUGUUAAACCACUACUGGCUACGAUUAAGCGUUUUCUAAUGUCUAACACAUCGUAUGAGUCAUUAAAUUACGAUUAUCUUUUGGACAUAGUGGACAAGCUGGUUCCUGUGGUUGAUUUUGACGACGUGCUAGAAGUUUACAGUGCGGAGGACUUAGUGAAGGCCCUGAAGUCAGAAAUAGAUCCAUUACGGGUGGCAGCAUGUAAAGUCAUUGAGAAUUCUCAGCCAAAGGGUUUAUUUGCGACUAGCAAUAUCAUUGAUACUCUAUUGGAUAUUCUAUUUGAUGAGAAAGUGGCGAAUGAUAAGCUCAUUACAGCCAUCGAAAAAGCGUUGGAAAGAUUGAGUACAGAUGAGUUGAUUAGGCGUCGAUUAUUUGAUAAUAAUUUACCGUACCUAAUGAGUGUAAAGGGUAGAAUGGAAACGGUUUCGUUUGUCAGAUUAGUUGACUUCUUGGCUAUUGAGUUUCCAUUUAUCAGCGGCGCUGAGUUCAAGGAUAUCUUAUUUGGCUUUACUAAGGAGGAGGUUUUGAAAUCCGUGGAAGAUAUCCUUGUAUUCAUCGAAUUGGUUAAUUAUUACACUAAAUUCUUGUUUGAAAUACGAAAUCAGGAUAAAUAUUGGGCUUUAAAACAUGUCAAUAAAACAUUGCCAAUAUUUGCUCAGCUUUUCGAAGAUACAGAGAACUAUCCAGAUAUCAGGGCCUUCUCUAUAAAUUGUCUUUUACGGCUAUUCGCAGAGGUUUCUCGGAUUGAAGAAGAUGAAUAUUCUUUAUUCAAGGCCAUGGACAAGGAUUUUUUGAAGAUUGGGUCUGAAGCGAAAUUGGUAACCGAGUGGUUGGAAUUAAUUAAUCCACAUUAUCUGAUAAAGUAUCAUAAAGAUGUGGUCGAAAGCUAUUUUCACGUCAGUGGCUAUAGUAUGGGAUUGUUGAGAAAUCUUGCAGCAGAUGAAGAAUGUUUUAAUGUUAUAAGGAACAAAUUCAAUGCUGAGAUUAUUUUAAAACUACCGUACUUGGAACAAAUGCAAGUAGUAGAAACCUUGACGAGAUUCGUAUACACAUCGAAGUUUUUGCUCAAUGAAAUGCCAAAGGUGAUGGGCAGUUUGAUAGGUGAUGGAAGUGCAGGUGCUAUUGUAGAUCUUGAGACUCUACAUUAUAGAAAUUCUGCCUUGAGAAAUCUACUGGACAAAGGCCAGAAAAACCUGGGGAUAUGGUAUGAACCUUUAGCGCGAGAAUACUCUAUGGCAAUCAACGGAAAGAAUUAUUCCAAAGGCAGUGAAGCCAAGAUUGCAGAUGAUUAUAUUGCAUAA